Messenger RNA from Coregonus sp. 'balchen', 3656 nucleotides. Lineage: Eukaryota; Metazoa; Chordata; Actinopteri; Salmoniformes; Salmonidae. The record is from the annotation of a GenBank genome assembly.
AGCAGAGUCAUCCUGUGAUGAGGAGUGUGAAGGUCGUGGUGGUGGGUGGAGGUGUGGUGGGCUUCUCCACGGCUGUGUGCAUCGCUGAGGCCCUCCCCUACUGCUCUGUGACCCUCAUAGCUGACAGGUUUACCCCAGACACCACCAGCGACAUGGCUGCUGGGAUCCUGAUUUGCUCACCGUUCCCAGGUGAGGUAUGGGCAUCUCUUUACCCAAUUUAUUAAUAGUUUAUUAAGUUCAUUAACAGUCAUUACUUUCUAUUGGUUUCUGACCACUUCAUGUGAAUUGGUGUGGAACUAUAUAUGCUCUUAGCUGUACUAGGCCUAUGUGUUACCGCAUUGUGUUAAUUAAAGUAAAUUAUGAAAUAAUUAAUUUUACCAUGAAGUAAAUUCAUCAGAAAAUAUCAUCCCCAGUUGAUGUGAAUUUUACUCUACACUCUAAAAAGUAAAGGUUCCUGGAGGAUCCUUUAGGGGUUCUUUAAAUUGAAACUGUGGGGGAACCCCUAUAGGUUCUCCGAAGAACCCUUUAAAAGGGUUCUUUAAAGAACCCCUUUUAAUGGAUCCUUGAAUAACCUUUUGGGGUUAAUUUUUGAACUACCCCCCCCCUCUUAUUUUAUUAUUAAAUAAUAAUAAUACACAAAAAAAACACUAUUUUAGUGGCAAAGCAGAAUAAAAAAAUCAAAAUAUGAGGUAAACUCCUAGCAGAGCCCGAAGUCCAAUGGGUAUAUCCUCUGGUGUGUUGAUGUUAAUGUGUUGAUGUUCUCCGUAUCCAUAGCCAGAAUGACUUUGAAGUGUAUGGUAAUCAAACAGGUUUCCUGUUAUAUUCAUCAGAGGUGUAGGGAGGGUGAAGUCUGUGAAUCCAAAAAAUAGUAAUUAUACAGAUGUUUAACAAAACAUGCACACAACAGUAUUCAUACCUUGGUUUUUGUGAUAAACGUGAAUGAAGAAAACUUUUGAUAAUGGUUUUCAUACACAUACCAUGUCCAUAAUGUAGAGGCCUAUGGGAUAUUCAUUGUAGAGGUAAGGGAGGAGGAUGGUACAUGUGAUCUGCAUAACAUACCAAUACCAAUUGACAUACCUUCGUAUGCCUCCACGUCUGUAUACCUGCAGACAGACACAAAAGUGAGCAGUUCAGUCAUCUGCACCCAAUACAGCUAUCCUUCAACAUAUUCUUAUAGCAUACAUAUUCGUACCUGUUGCUUGAUAUCCAUUGAAUUGUGUCCAUUUUCUGUUUUAGAAAGAUUUGCACAAAUAUGAAAAGAUAGAUGGUAUCAUCAUAAAACAAUAUACAUUUAGAUCAUACAAGGGACAAACCUUAACUGAAAAAUGUAAAGACCUCCUCAAUUUAAGGUAAGUUCCUGCACCUGCAGUCCUUUCAAAUCCAAAUGUUUCAGUUGGGCAGUUAGUUGGUAGGGGUUCUUGCGGGAACCUAAGGAGGUUCCUCGAUGAACCCCACCUCCUAUGGGGUUCUUGGAACAACCUUUUGGGGGCAAUUUCUUUAGGGGGGCAACCCUAAGGUUCUUUGAAAAACUUUGAGGAUCUUAGAAGAACCCUUGUUGAACCCCUAAUUUUUAGAGCGUACAUUCCUCUCUCCCUACAUCCCUCUCUCAAUCUCUCCCUCUCCCUACAUUCCUCUCGCCCGACAGGCGCGCCGCACAGGCCGCGCGACCGCAUGGCACGCCGCCCGACAGGCGCGCGCCGCCGGCACAGCCGGCGCCGCACCCCCGCGCGAAAGAAGAAGGCCGCAAGCGCCCGCGGCCGAAGACCCCGCCCACACGGCCCGAAAAGGCCGCCGAUCCCACGACUUGCUCCCCUAUCGCUACAUCCUCUCCCGACAUCUCUGCCCUCCCUCCAUUCCUUCCUCCCUCCAUUCCUCUCUCCCUCCCCCUCCCUACAUUCCUCUCUCCCUCCCUCUCCCUACAUUCCUCUCUCCCUCCCUACCUACAUUCCUCUCUCCCUCCCUCAUUCCUCUCUCCCUUCCUCUCCCUACAUUCCUACAUUCCUCUCAACCUCCCUCCAUUCCUCUCUCACUCCCGACAUUCCUCUCUCUCUCCCUACAUUCCCAGAUAUCCCUCUGGAACGGCAGCAGAGGUGGUUCAAGGAGACGAUUGAUCACCUGCUGGCUAUCGCCCAAUCAGAACAGGCAUCAGAGGCUGGGGUGCUGCUCAGCUCAGGGUAAGGAUCCUCAACCAUAAAGGAAUGGAUGCUAUAUAGUGCACUACCUUUGACCAGUCAGAAGAGUAGUGUACUAUACGGAAUAGGGUGCCAUUUCAGAAGCACACAACGAGUCAGCCAGUUCAAUAGUUCUCUGACAUGCAUUAAUUCAUUUGAAAGUCCUACUGGUUGAAAACGCUCACCACUGUGGUUUGGUUAUAACUGGUAUUGAUAAUUUUUUUAGAUGGCAAAUACACAAGGAGGUCCCUGCGGAUAAGGUGCCAUUCUGGUCUGCGUUUGUGCUGGGUUUCCGAAUCAUGACAGACCGUGAACUGAAACGGUUUCCCGAUCACAAGUUUGGCCAGGCGUUCACCACGGUGAAAUGCGAAUGUUCUUACUACCUGCCAUGGAUGGAGAAGAGGUAAAUUCUUGGUCUUAGCUUGUUUUACUUCUAUACUAUAGUCAUGUGUUAAUCUAUUAACAGCUACUGUAUCAAAAACACUGUAAGGGCUACUCUAUGUACUUCAAAGUAAAAUAUGGAUGACUUUUUUUCUUUCAAAUCUUUUAUGACGGACUUUUAAAAAACAACGUUGUUUCAGGUUUAGAAAAGCAGGAGGCCAGGUUGUGAAGCAGAAAGUAAACGAUCUCCAGGAACUAAGCAGCCAGGGCUAUGACGUCAUCGUCAACUGCUCCGGUCUGGGUGCCAAGUCUCUAGUAGGAGACUCUCAGGUCUACCCUGUCAGGGGGCAGGUCCUCAGGGUGUGUAUACAUACAUACAUACAUACCUACCUACCUACCUGAGAGGAGAGCUUGUAAAUAAGCAUUUCAUUGUGCUGUGUACAUGACCGUAAACUUCCAUUUUAUUUUGAAGACCCAGGCCCCCUGGCUCCAACACUUCAUCCGGGACGGGGAAGGACUGUCCUAUAUCUACCCAGGGAUGCACAGCGUGACAGUGGGCGGCACCAGGCAAGUUUAUUACAAAACAUAAUUUCAUCAUGAAAUGAGAUGCUCUUUACAUGAGGAAUACUCUGAAAUAUACACAACAUUACAUAAUGAUAAUUUAGAAAGGGGGAUGCCUUGGUUCUACCACUAAGAACUACACAACAUUUCUAUACCUGUUGUCCACUAGAAGUUCAGUCUGUAUGCUCUCGAGAAGAGACAUAGUUGUCUUUUUGUGUGGCUGAUUGGCUCUGUAGGCAGGUGGACGACUGGCGCCUGGAGGUGGACCCAGAGGACAGCCAGGACAUACUGGAGCGCUGUAGCAGGCUGGAGCCAUCCCUGAGCAGGGCCAGGAUCCUGGGGGUGUCUGUGGGGCUGAGACCCAGUAGGAAGAAUGUCCGGGUGGAGAGAGAGAUGGUCCUUCUGGGGAGCCGACAGGUACCGGUGGUGCAUAACUACGGCCAUGGGGGCUGGGGGGUCACUCUGAGCUGGGGCACGGCCCUGGACGCAUUGGGGCUGGUCAGGAAGUGUCUCCAUGAGAUGCGCCCCAGGGCCAGGCUGUGA